Phyllostomus discolor (pale spear-nosed bat) is the source of this 1610-nucleotide messenger RNA. Its product is annotated as vesicle-associated membrane protein-associated protein A-like. Gene Ontology annotation, biological process: neuron projection development. Gene Ontology annotation, cellular component: plasma membrane; endoplasmic reticulum membrane. Gene Ontology annotation, molecular function: FFAT motif binding. Lineage: Eukaryota; Metazoa; Chordata; Mammalia; Chiroptera; Phyllostomidae. The record is from RefSeq and is a predicted model, not a curated record.
CCCAGUCAGGAAAGAGCCAGCACAGGGGCACUCCCUGCUCUGUGCUAUGUCUCCAAUGGCAUCUGCCUCUGGGUCCGUGGUGAAGCUCAAGCAGAUUCUGGUCCUCGACCCUCCCAUACCCCUCAAAUUCAAAGACCCCUACGCAGAUGAAGUCACUACAAAUCUUAAAUCGCAAAAUCUAUCAGAUAGAAAAGUAUGUAUCAAAGUGAAGACCACAGCACCUCAUCAGUACUGUGUGUGGCCCAACAGUGGAAUCACUGACCCAGGGUUCACGGUGACUGCAAUGGAUUCUAAAUUGAGAAAUGUUUUUGAAAUGCUCAAUGAAAAUGACAACUUGAAUGAUAAGGAACCCAGCAAAACUAUUCUGAUGAAUGCAUCUAAACAAGAUGGACUCACACCAAAACCAUGCAGUGUUCCAUUCAAUGAUACUGAAACAAGGAAACUCAUGGAGGAGUGUAAUUUCUCCAUGAAACUCAUGGAGGAAACAUCAGGGAGAAAUGAUAAAGGCUUAAGGCUCAAAAACGUAGCACACUUGGAUAAACCUGGAUCAGCCUCAACUGCUUCCUUCAGAGAUAAUGUCACCAAUCCUCUUUCCUCACUUCUUGUAAUUACAGCCAUUUUCAUUAGAUUCUUUUUAGGGAAACAUCUUGUAGAGUGAAGUAUGCAAAAUGCUACUUCUUUUAUUUUCUCUUGAUCAGAAAAAGAUUUGCUUACUAUCAUUUCACUGGUAGUAGGGCCCAGAGUGACCAGUUUUAUGCGUAUGUACAGCGUCAUAUUGUCUUUAAUGAUCUCUUAUGGUUAGAAAAUAAAAACUAACUGUUCAGCUAUUUAACAAACUAUAUAUUGCCAGAUUAUCAUUAGCAGAUGUCAGUUGCACAUUCAGUCCUUUAUUAAAUUCGUAAAUAAAGAAUUGCUUUCUUUGUGAGUUCAAGAAGUGUUUAUAAGAGUUCAAGAAUUGUUCAGAAUCUUAUAAAUGUUAUUGUAAUAAUCCCUUUAAAUUUUAUCUGUUGCUGUUACCUCUUGAAAUAUGGUUUACUUAGAUCACUAAUCCUGCUCAUUCAGAAAAUGCCAAGAGAGAUUCUACAGGGAAAUGUUGCCUCUCACAGAGUAAACUUUCUCCGUUACCUUUGCUAAUAUCAUGGCAGAAUUUUUCUUGUCCUUUGUAAGGCAGUUGUUGACUGAGUUUUUCAUCCUUACGAUCCUGUCCUAUGGUAUUUAAUAUGACAAAAAAUAUAACUGUUAACAGAUUCUUGCUCGAUAAAUAAAAGAUUUGUUCAUUUUACAUUUAUUUAAGAUAAGAGCUAACAUUAUUUAUGAAUCAUCUCCUGUUCCACCAAUUUUUUAAGUAUCACAUGGAAGCAGAUAUUUGCCUCACAGCCCUCAGUGAUCAUACAUUAAAAGCAGAGAAUAAAAUCUUCUAACCAGUAGAUGCCUAUAUAUGCUGUCUGGAUGUUAACAUUAGGCAUUAAUGGAAUGCAUUUAAUUCUUACUGAGUUUUGAAAAUUUGUUAGAUAUCUGAGCCUCUCCUUAUAUAGUACUGAAUGUCACAUUCAGCCUGUCAGCCUCAGGGUCAAAUAUAUUUUUCCCACUGAAGAAAAGCCCCAAAGAAC